Molecule: messenger RNA, 1678 nt
Organism: Haliotis rubra (blacklip abalone)
Lineage: Eukaryota; Metazoa; Mollusca; Gastropoda; Lepetellida; Haliotidae
Product: NXPE family member 3-like
Exons: 3
Coding region: 74-1486 (470 amino acids)
Source: RefSeq, a predicted model, not a curated record
UACUAAGAUAAUCUGUUGUAUUGUUGGUUUCAGUGUAUUGAAUGAAGUAACAAGCCUCCACGCUUCAGGAUCCAUGUCACGUAUAUCGUUGGUUGGUAUAAACAGGACGUAUCAGCUUAACGAAACGGUCAAGGUGAACAUUGUUCUAUUCGAUCACGGGAAGAGACCAAAAACAUGUGGUGGUGAUAUGUUAGUCGUGUGGAUGAAAGAUCCGCAACAUGGCGCUGCUUCCGCCGGAAGUGUUAUCGACAAUGGAAAUGGAACGUAUACUGGAGUUCUGCGCACCUUGUGGACAGGAAGAGCCAUAAUUCGGGCUGCCAUGAUUUCAUCAAGAGAAAGAAUGGCGCAUUUGAAUUUUUCAUUCCAGAAUGGAUAUUUUGGGAAACAAAUUCAAUGUAUAUUCAGAUCAAAUACUUCAACUGAGAUUACAAGCGGUCACAUGGAAAUGAAAUACAUGAAAAUACGCCCCUUUUGUAAUCUGACUGCCGACUAUUUCGGCAUCCCAUUCUAUUGUGGGAAGCCAAAGACAAAGGGGAUUGGGUGCCGAGACUGGACUGAAACUUCUUUACCUCACAACUAUAUGACCUUUGGGGCCGACACGAGAUGGUUUGCAGCAUGGAGAUCCACAGAGUAUCUCUCGGACUUUACCACAAUAAAUAUAUCGUCCAAACGGCACGCAGAUAAAGACCUUGCCGUGUCUCCCACAAUCCCUUGUGGCCGAAGGAACAUCCGGGACACCUGGUUGGCAACGCCACCUGUCGGUUUCUCCUACAACAACACGUGGCGCCCUCUAUCAUGUCGGAACAGCGUCCCUGUUGACACGUAUAAUCAAUGUUUGGCCAAUAGGACUCUGAAGUUGUUUGGCGAUUCCACCGUCAGACAAAUAUUUGGAGCCCUUUAUUCGAUGUUAGGUUUCACCAUUACAAAAGGUCCCCCGGAGGGCAAGAAGAGCAAGAAACGAAACUUUUACGCAGGGCCAACAAUAUGCGAGGCGCACCACACCAAAUAUAACUAUACAGUAUACCUGUUGCCCCAUGGGUUCCCACUGUGGUUUUACAAAGCUAAUAGAACAAUCACCCAGCCAGUGUUUGCUCGCUUGGAUGACAUACCAUCUGGAUCAAAUGAUAUCAUUCUUAUUAAUCUUUAUGCUCAUUUCCAUUUUACCCCAAUCCACAUCUACAGAGCUCGUGUCCACAGAACAAGACUUGCAAUAGUAAACCUUCUGAAACGUUCUCCUGAUGUCAAAAUUGUCAUCAAAGGUCCACAUAAAUAUUCUGUACCUACACCAAAAACACCUAUGGGUGGUAUGUGGGGACCCGCUUAUGAAAAUAUCCUGAAAAAGGAGUUUGUAAAUCUGUAUGACCAGGUGCUGUAUCUUGACGUCUGGGACAUGACAGUUGCGUUUGAGAAUGAAGAAACUCACCCUCCUGAUCUCCUCGUUACUAUGAUGGUCAAAGUGUUCUUAGGUUAUAUCUGCGGGAAAUAAGGAUGUGUUUGAAAUAGUACCUCUUUUCAUGAAAAACAACAACACCAGAAACAACACAGUACACAACAUAAUUCGUGUCCUUCGUGUCCAAUAAACAGAUCAAUGGUCUCUCAUUUCUAGUAAAUGCAAUGUAUAUAAUAUUCUACACUGACGAUUAUAAGAAACGUUACCAUAUAAAAAUAGUUUGGGCAA